Glycine soja is the source of this 3400-nucleotide messenger RNA. Its product is annotated as WD repeat and HMG-box DNA-binding protein 1-like. Gene Ontology annotation, biological process: DNA repair; DNA-templated DNA replication; mitotic cell cycle. The record is from RefSeq and is a predicted model, not a curated record. The coding region runs from base 222 to 3140 and encodes 972 amino acids. The transcript is spliced from 12 exons. NCBI's taxonomy places the organism in Eukaryota, Viridiplantae, Streptophyta, Magnoliopsida, Fabales, Fabaceae. Gene Ontology annotation, molecular function: protein binding; chromatin binding. Gene Ontology annotation, cellular component: nuclear replication fork.
UGACAAGUUCCACUGUUUACGCUGGUCAAAACUCAAAACCAAACAUAUGAAAUUCCCUCUCCACCCCUCCCGCCAAGUCUCGAAAACACAAACCCCAUUUGGCGCCAAAAACAAUUCACCUUCAGCUUUAGAUCUAUUUACCUUCUCUCACUCUCUUUCCCCUCAAAACCAAACCUCACUGCUUCCUCACCCUUUUCUCCUAAUCCGUUAACGACGGCGCCAUGAAGGUCCGGUCGAUGAAGCUGAAGGAGGCCCACACCGCCAAGAGCGGCGGCGCGGCCUUCUGCUCCGUCCUGUGGGACCAGAAAGCGAAGCACCUGAUCACUGCGUCCUCCUCCGACGUCGCCAUCUGCAUCCACGACUCCCUUUUCCCCUCCCUCGCUCCGAAAACCCUCCGCCACCACCGCGAUGGCGUCACCGCCCUGGCCCUCAGCCCUAAUUCUACUUGCCUCGCCUCCGGAUCCGUCGACCACUCCGUCAAGCUCUACAAGUAUCCCGGUGGAGAAUUCGAGAGAAAUAUUACAAGGUUUACACUUCCAAUACGUUCCCUGGCAUUUAACAAAUCUGGAAGCAUGCUGGCAGCGGCUGGUGAUGAUGAGGGUAUCAAGCUUAUAAACACAUUUGAUGGUACCAUUGCGAGGGUUCUCAAAGGACAUAAAGGGUCUAUCACUGGCUUGGCUUUUGACCCUAAUGGCGAAUACUUAGCGUCCCUGGAUUCAACUGGAACUGUUAUUUUGUGGGAGCUUCAGUCUGGGAAAAUCAUUCAUAACCUCAAAGGCAUAGCUCCUGACACUGGGCUGGAUGUUUCAACUAUGAAUGUUCUUUGCUGGAGUCCUGAUGGUGAGACCUUAGCUGUUCCUGGGUUGAAAAAUGAUGUAGUAAUGUAUGAUAGGGACACUGCCGAGAAGGUGUUAUCUUUGAGAGGUGAUCACAUACAGCCAAUAUGUUUCUUGUGUUGGUCACCCAAUGGAAAGUACAUUGCUUCCUCUGGUUUAGAUAGGCAGGUUCUGAUUUGGGAUGUUGAUAGGAAGCAGGAUAUUGAUAGACAGAAGUUUGAUGAGAGAGUGUGUUGCAUGGCGUGGAAGCCGACUGGGAAUGCAUUGGCUGUUAUUGAUAUUAUGGGGAAGUAUGGUAUUUGGGACAAUGUUAUUCCUUCGUCUAUGAAGUCCCCAACCGAGGAUAUACCUGUGAAGAGUAAAAGCAAUGGGGUUGUUUAUUUUGAUGAGGAGGAUCCUGAAAAUAGUGCAAGUGAAAACUCGAGUGAUGUGGGUGGAAAUAGUAACCAGGAGUCUGAGCCACCAAGCAGGAAAAGAUCCCGUAAACAGUCUCUGAGUGAGGAAAAUUCUGGUGAGGAUGGAGGUGAGGAAAUUGUAUCAUAUCCAAAGGUUGAUACUAACAAGAAACGAAAUCGACCAAGCAAGGAAAAUUUGGAUAGUGUGAAUAUGGGAUUUAGAGGCACCAUGGUAACAUCCAAGGCAAAGAUGCAGGAGCCAUUUCAACCAGGAUCUACUCCUGUGCAGCCUGGGAAAAGGCGUUUCUUAUGCUACAAUAUGCUUGGAUGUAUAACCUCUAUUGAGCAUGAUGGAUACUCCCAUAUUGAGAUUGAUUUUCAUGAUACUGGAAGCACUCCACGAGUUCCUUCAAUGACUGAUCAUUUUGGAUUUACAAUGGCAGCAUUGAAUGAGAGUGGGAGCAUAUUUGCAAAUCCUUGUAAGGGGGAGAAUAAUAUGAGCACCCUUAUGUAUCGUCCAUUUAGUAGCUGGGCAAAUAAUAGCGAGUGGUCUAUGCGCUUUGAAGGAGAAGAAGUGAAGGUUGUUGCACUUGGUUCUGCUUGGGUUGCAGCGGUAACUAGUUUUAACUAUCUUCGCAUCUUUUCUGAAGGUGGUUUGCAGAGAGACGUGUUUUCACUAGAUGGGCCAGUGGUGACAGCAUCCGGUUUCAAGGAUAAGCUUGCAGUUGUCACUCAUGCUACUGAUGGCCUUCUCUCAAAUGAUCAGAAGCUAGAGUUUAUGGUAUUUAAUAUUCCUCGUGGGACCCUACUUCUUCAAGGUCGCUUGCCACUAUCCCCUGGUUCAUCCCUAAGUUGGUUUGGGUUUAGUGAAGAAGGCCAAUUGUGUUCAUACGAUUCGAAGGGUGUGCUAAGAUCAUAUACAAGCAAAUUUGGGGGCAGAUGGAUUCCACUCUUCAGUGCUACUAAAGAGAAGUCAGAUGAAAACUAUUGGGUGACUGGGUUGAAUGCAAGCAAGGUAUUUUGCGUGGUAUGCAAAAAGCCCGAAGACUUCCCUCAGGUGAUGCCUAAGCCAGUUCUCACCCCGUUGAAUCUUUCGUUUCCUCUUGCUUCCUCUGACUUGGGGGGAUCUGAAGCCCAUGAAAAGGAGUUUAUGAUGAACAACUUGCGUCUCUAUGAGAUUCAGAGAACAAUGGACGAAAUGGCUUCUGUUGGUCUGGAUACUACUUCACUUGAUGAUGAUGCUUUCAAUUUCGAAGCAGCACAAGAUAAAUGCAUACUGAGGCUCAUAGCAGCAUGCUGCAACAGUGAUAAGCUUGUGCGAGCUACUGAACUUGUGAAGCUUUUGACUCUGGAAAAAUCAAUGAGAGGUGCAGUAAAACUUGUUACUGCUAUGAAGCUUCCAAACUUGGCCGAAAGGUUCAGCAGCAUAUUAGAGGAAAGGCUACUUGAAGAAGCCAAAAAAGCUAUGGAAACCAACAUCAAAGAAAAUAGUGUUGCACCUGUUACAGCUGAUGCUCUUCCUAACAGAAGCAAGGCCCCAACUCACACUGAAGCAUUAAAUGCAGUUACCAUGUCAUCAUCUCCAAAAUUAUCUGUUCCGUCAUUCCUAAGGAAAGACAAAACACAAGAGAGAGCUAAAGCUGGCACAAGCAAAACUGCAAUGGUAAAUGAAAAUUUGAAGGUAAAGCAGACAGGGGAGGAAACAAGUGACAAGGUGGGGAAGGUUGUGCAACAAACUUCUCAUCCGUAUGAUCCCUCUACGAAGUCCUCAAAUAAGAAUGGACUUAACAAGUCAGAGACUAGUUUGGGACAAUCAAAUCGUCCUUCCAAUCCAUUUUUGAAGUCAGAAACUAGUUUGGAACAAUCAAAUCGUCCGUCCAAUCCAUUUUUGAAGGCUAUUAUCAAGUGAAGAAAUUCGUCUACUCUAAUGAUGUGGAAAACACGAUGGAGGUUUCGGGUAGUUUAGUUAAAAUCAAUUAUCGAAAUAGGGUGUUUUACUGAAAACAGGCUUGCUUCUAAUUUAUAAUGAUCAAUUUAUAAAGAAAAAAGAGCCUAGAGAAAAUGGAAAACCCUUUGUAAAUUAGCAUAAAAUCUUGUCGUAAUUCACUUAAAAAAAAAUCUUAUUGUAACUAGUUUUUGAAUUCAAUUGGCAUGCAUGCUCUCACCGAA